AGCCUAACCACUGGGUAUCUGCAGAGGUUUAAAAUCGAAACCGGAACCUACUCUAGAUAGGCCAGCAUUCCUUUUAUUUCCCUUCCUACAACAAUUUGAUUUUCUUCUUUCUGUCCCUUGAUCAAUUCGUUUCAUAGUGGGGAGCGAUGUCUGGCCUUAAGGGGUCUUUGUUGCAGACAUUUUCCUUCUCUUCGAUCGUCCAUUUGGAUACCCAAAGACUAUGAAUUUCAAAUAAAAUGUUUUUGUCUUCUCCUGAAACUAAUCUGAUUGAAGAAUGAAUCUGGUUGAGCGCUUCAUCCCCUGAUCCCCUGAUAGUGUUUUCCCGCUCUUUCGUUAAUUCGAUCUCUGAUUGGACAGAAAGCGAAUCUGGUGACACCAGUUGUUUGCUCAGUGUAAUGUUCACAAGAGCGCAGAGAGCGUAUCGUGUUUUUAUUGCAGGAGGCGAAGCGUGUACAUACCUGUAGCUGAACCGGGCCUAUAUCGUUGCUUUCUCUUUGGUUUUCUCACGCAGUACCUUAAGACAGCAACAUGUCUUCUUACGAAGAAGUUCCAAUGAAAAGUAAUGAAGAUGGCGAAGACGCCAAAAAGGAAUCUGGGAAAGCAUUUGUUAUCUCGCGGAAUCUAGCAAUUGUCCUAGUUGUUGUUGUGAUCGCGUUGAUUAUCUUUGUUGGCGUUAUUUCGGGCGUUUUUAGCGCAAGACAAGCAAGGAAAGAAGCUCUUGUGGAAAGCGAGAAGAAGAAAAGAGAUGACAGUACUGGUACGACUGAGAAGCCAUCGGUCGAGAAGCCUACAGAGCCGGUGUCCCGUCCGGAGCCAUGGUACAAAAUUCGAUUGCCGCAAAACAUACUGCCGAUUCACUACGAAUUGUACCUAGAUCCGUACUUGGAACAGAACACUUUUCAAGGAAAGGUCUCGAUCCUGAUCAAAGUCACUGAAAAAUCAGACUACAUGUCCUAUAUCCUGAUUCACAUCAAUGACAUGAAUGUGACAGACGCCAAAGUUUACAAACCUACGAAAUCUGACUCGGCUACCCCGGGAGAAGAAGUCGCCCUGAAGGAUACCUUCGAAUAUCCCGAGAAUGAUUUCUUUGUUUUCCAGUUGGAAGAUGACCUUGAAGUUGGGCAGUAUGUGCUAGUCAUGUCUUAUAAAUCGACGUUUUCCAGUCAGCUGAACGGCCUGUACAUAAGUACCUACACGAACGAAAAAGGUGAAAAAAGACUUCUUGCCACAACAAAGUUUGAACCAACAGAUGCACGUAAAGCGCUACCUUGUUUUGAUGAGCCUGCAAUGAAAGCAACAUUUUCCACUGUGAUUGCUCAUGACAAAGAUUACAAAGCGCUGUCAAACAUGCCAGUGGUUAAGAAGCGAACUUUGAAGAAUGGAAGAAUUGAAUCUCAUUUUAAGAAGUCGGUUCCUAUGUCAACGUAUUUGCUGGCAUUCAUUGUGUGUGAUUUCAAGUUCACUAAUGCAACCACUGGACAGCAUAACAAUAUCACACCAAUACAUAUUUGUUUUUCUGUCUUCAGACUUCUUGCCACAACAAAGUUUGAACCAACAGAUGCACGUAAAGCGCUACCUUGUUUUGAUGAGCCUGCAAUGAAAGCAACAUUUUCCACUGUGAUUGCUCAUGACAAAGAUUACAAAGCGCUGUCAAACAUGCCAGUGGUUAAGAAGCGAACUUUGAAGAAUGGAAGAAUUGAAUCUCAUUUUAAGAAGUCGGUUCCUAUGUCAACGUAUUUGCUGGCAUUCAUUGUGUGUGAUUUCAAGUUCACUAAUGCAACCACUGGACAGCAUAACAAUAUCACACUCAGAGUAUGGACAACUCCUGCCCAAGUGAACCAAACAGAGUUUGCACUAGGUGUUGGAAGGGACAUUAUCACCUACUAUGAGAAAUACUACAACCUUGGUUAUCCUCUUCCAAAGCAAGACAUGAUUGCCAUCCCUGAUUUCUCAUCUGGAGCUAUGGAAAACUGGGGCUUGAUCACUUACCGUGAGACAGCUUUACUUUUUAAUGAAGGUGUGUCUUCUGAAAGUAAUAAACAACGAGUGGCUGUGGUGGUAUCUCAUGAAUUAGCUCACCAGUGGUUUGGAAACAUUGUUUCUCCCAAAUGGUGGAAUGACUUGUGGUUGAAUGAGGGAUUUGCCAGUUUUGUGGAGUAUUUAGGAGUGAACCACACUCACCCAGACUGGGAAAUGAUGGAGCAGUUUCUUCUUGCAGAUCUUCAGAAUGUUUUUCCGCUAGAUUCUCUGGCAAGUUCUCAUCCUAUAUCAGUUGAAGUUGAUAACCCAAAAAAGAUUAAACAGUUGUUUGAUAGGAUUUCCUACAGCAAGGGUUCCUCCAUCAUUCGAAUGCUGGAAGAUUUUGUUGGAAGAGAAAAAUUCAAGGAAGGACUAAGUUAUUACUUGAGAAAGUAUGCAUUCAGCAAUGCUGAGACCAGUGACCUUUGGAAUGCUUUAGGAGAGAAAGCAGAAAUGGACGUCAAAACCAUCAUGGACACAUGGACACUUCAAAUGGGAUUUCCAUUGGUGACAAUCAACCGUGGCAAAAGUUCUGGCAAGGCUACAGCCACGCAGAAACAUUUCCUGUUGGAUCCUAAUGCUAAUGUCACAGUAUCCUCUCCAUACGAUUACAAAUGGUAUGUUCCUCUGACAUAUGUGUUUGAAGACUCACCCCAAGACCCUAAAAUGACCUGGAUGAACAUCUCAUCUGAUGAAGUUGAGUUUUCAUGGCCUGCAAAUAAGUGGAUCAAAGGGAACUUUAAACAAGUAGGAUUCUACAGGGUUCACUAUGAUGAUGACAACUGGAAAGCUCUCAUUAAGCAACUCAAUAACGAUCAUACUGUGAGUACAGAAUUUUGUAUGAUGUGUACUAUUGCUAAUUCAGACAUGAUUGCCAUCCCUGAUUUCUCAUCUGGAGCUAUGGAAAACUGGGGCUUGAUCACUUACCGUGAGACAGCUUUACUUUUUAAUGAAGGUGUGUCUUCUGAAAGUAAUAAACAACGAGUGGCUGUGGUGGUAUCUCAUGAAUUAGCUCACCAGUGGUUUGGAAACAUUGUUUCUCCCAAAUGGUGGAAUGACUUGUGGUUGAAUGAGGGAUUUGCCAGUUUUGUGGAGUAUUUAGGAGUGAACCACACUCACCCAGACUGGGAAAUGAUGGAGCAGUUUCUUCUUGCAGAUCUUCAGAAUGUUUUUCCGCUAGAUUCUCUGGCAAGUUCUCAUCCUAUAUCAGUUGAAGUUGAUAACCCAAAAAAGAUUAAACAGUUGUUUGAUAGGAUUUCCUACAGCAAGGGUUCCUCCAUCAUUCGAAUGCUGGAAGAUUUUGUUGGAAGAGAAAAAUUCAAGGAAGGACUAAGUUAUUACUUGAGAAAGUAUGCAUUCAGCAAUGCUGAGACCAGUGACCUUUGGAAUGCUUUAGGAGAGAAAGCAGAAAUGGACGUCAAAACCAUCAUGGACACAUGGACACUUCAAAUGGGAUUUCCAUUGGUGACAAUCAACCGUGGCAAAAGUUCUGGCAAGGCUACAGCCACGCAGAAACAUUUCCUGUUGGAUCCUAAUGCUAAUGUCACAGUAUCCUCUCCAUACGAUUACAAAUGGUAUGUUCCUCUGACAUAUGUGUUUGAAGACUCACCCCAAGACCCUAAAAUGACCUGGAUGAACAUCUCAUCUGAUGAAGUUGAGUUUUCAUGGCCUGCAAAUAAGUGGAUCAAAGGGAACUUUAAACAAGUAGGAUUCUACAGGGUUCACUAUGAUGAUGACAACUGGAAAGCUCUCAUUAAGCAACUCAAUAACGAUCAUACUGUCUUCACUGCAGAGGACAGAUCAAGUUUAAUUAAUGAUGCUUUCAACCUGGCAAGAGCUGGAUAUUUAGCAUAUGAUAUCGCUCUAGGCACUCUGGAGUAUUUAGAUGGGGAGACAAAGUAUGUUCCUUGGAAGACUGCACUUAACAGCUUGGGUUACCUGGACGGCAUUCUAAGUGAGCGACCUGCAAAUGGAAACUUUCAGGAAUUUAUAAGACGUAAGGUGAAACCUCUGGCAGAUAAGCUUGGAUGGGAAAACAAACCGGAUGACAAGCACAUUCAAAAAUACCUUCGAAGUGCAAUUUUACGAUCAGCGUGCAGUGCAGGGGACUCGGAUUGCAUUGGAAAUGCAACUAAGAUUUUUAACGAAUGGAGAACAGGGCAAAGGUCUGAGAUAGAUGUGGACCUGCGAACGCUAGUUUACCAUUAUGGUAUUGCCAAUACUGGUCUGGAAGAGUGGAAAUGGUUAUUUAACAAAUUUAUGAACACCUCUGAGGCAUCGGAGAAAAGUAAACUGAUGUAUGCACUGGCUGGGUCACGUGAGACAUGGAUCCUAAACAUGUAUUUGGGGUAUUCCCUGGACUCGUCCAAGAUUAGGUCCCAGGACGCUGUCAGUGUUAUCAGUUACGUUGCUUGGAAUCCUGUUGGAAAAUACCUGGCGUGGACUUUUGUUCAAAAUAACUGGAAUGCCUUGUUUGACAUGUUCAGUACCAGUACCUUUCGUUUAACAAGCCUGACCAACAGUGUGACACAGUUUAGUACCGAGGCUGAUCUGGAACAGAUGAAGGCAUUCUUUGAGCGUUCUGAGGCAGGAACAAGCGAAAAUGCUCGUAAACAGGCCAUCGAGCGUACACAGGCAAACAUCGACUGGCUCAAGAAAUACGAAGAAACCAUCACAAAAUGGCUUGGAGCUACUGUAGGAGCUUAGAAACCUGAGUGGCUUAGUCCUGUCAGUUUGUGUUUGGUUUAGUUACAAAUCUCUCUUCUGUGUAGCCUUGAGUUUUAUCGUCUACUCUAACCUGAGUGAACAGACGUAUCUGUUCGCGCACUCAUUUCUUUUCCUGAUGUAAGCACUUCAGAUAUCCUAGCCUGUUCAAGGUUCAGGGAGAGAAAAAAGGGAAGGAGCCUUUCACUUUUUCUCUUCUUGACCCCCGCACGAUUUUCGCUCGCCUCCCCGCUUUUUGGCGUCGUUCCCACUGACCGAGAAGAUGUAGCAGACUACAGAUAUUCUUCCAGGAAAUAUCCAUUGAAUUUUCGUUUAGUGUUAACAGUGUUUCGGAUCUGGGUUCUGCUCGCUUUCCGGUUUUCCCGCGCAAGUACUGAACAAUCGACUAUCUGUUUGCAUGUGACCGCCUUAUUCAAAAGUCUUCAACCAUAUCGCUCUCUUGUUAGCACACUUGCACACGGUUUUAUUAUGCCGCUUAUCAGCUCUCCGUUGUCUCACCUCCCGAUAUAAGCUCUCCCCCAGUUACAGGACUACCAAAACCAGGAUGGAGGCCAAAAUUUUGAUAUAUUCACUUUUUGUGAAUUAUUUUUGGAAGUGAUAAAAAAAUUCGUAGUCCUGUUUAUAUUUUACUCCUUUUUUAUUUUGACUAUUCUCGAACUCGACAGAGUAAUACCACUGAAAAACAAUUUUAUUUCUUGUUUAACGUUUAAGUUUCCCGGCAACUUUCUGUAAUACGAACUAAGAACCGAGGCCAUUAUUUUUUAAAAGUUUCUGUUACGAAGUCUUUUCUUUUGGCCCAAACAAAAAUAUAAUCGUGAAAAGAAUUGCAGCUAUUCCAUUAGUAAAGCUACAUUUUUGCCGACCAGAUUAGUGAGAUUCCACUUUGCAAAACGUGGAAUUAAUAUGGGAAUGAGUAUAAGUUUGCCCUAAAGCAGAUAAAUCGGUUUCGGUCUUGUUUACGCAAGAAGAAUCAAUCGAAGGAUCGGUGGCGGGUACGAAAUACAGGCGACGUGAUGGAGGCGAACGGACAGAGUUUUUAAUGAACACCUCGGCGUUAGAUGUGUAAACGUCUGUUUUGGUGUUGAUUUUAUAACUGUAGUAGUAAUGUGAUAGCUGACCCAUAGUAUUAUUUUUAUAUGCCUAAAGAAAUUUUAUUCACUCAAAGUGUGCCAGCUACCGUAAAUCAGUAGAUCUUAAAAGCAUCAUAAGAAUAUAAUAACAGAUAAUUAUGUAAGCAAAUCGAAUCAUUUUUAUAGUUAUUUUAUGUCGAAAUCAUGUUUGACUCAUCAAAUAAAUCAGUGGCUAAAAUAUACCUUACGAAAGGUGUUUUUAUAAUUAUCUGUAGUAUUCAACAUUUAAUUAAAACAAAGAAAAGAGUAGUUAAAGUUC
Messenger RNA from Orbicella faveolata, 6132 nucleotides. RefSeq names its product glutamyl aminopeptidase-like. Gene Ontology annotation, molecular function: zinc ion binding; metalloaminopeptidase activity; peptide binding. The record is from RefSeq and is a predicted model, not a curated record. NCBI's taxonomy places the organism in Eukaryota, Metazoa, Cnidaria, Anthozoa, Scleractinia, Merulinidae. Gene Ontology annotation, biological process: peptide catabolic process; proteolysis. Gene Ontology annotation, cellular component: cytoplasm; membrane.